Molecule: messenger RNA, 1505 nt
Organism: Arachis ipaensis
Lineage: Eukaryota; Viridiplantae; Streptophyta; Magnoliopsida; Fabales; Fabaceae
Product: CRM-domain containing factor CFM3A, chloroplastic/mitochondrial-like
Biological process (GO): RNA splicing, via transesterification reactions
Molecular function (GO): mRNA binding
Source: RefSeq, a predicted model, not a curated record
CAUACAUAAAAAAUUUUUAAAAAAUACAAUAUAAAUAACUUGUAUGGACUUGUAUGUGUAAAUGACUUGUAUGUAGAGAAUAAUCCUUAAUGUAAAAGUUAUUAUUAUUAUUAUUUUUGUUUUAUUAUAUAACACAGGAAAUGAAAAUGCAUCAAAACAAAUUCCAAAGGUAGCGCAGAGAAAUGCUGGGUAGAUGCGAAUAUGGCAUUUCGGAACAGUACUGCGAAGUUAUCGGAACUUCCUCUGAGUCUCAGGACCUCAUUCUUGUGCACAACUGCUUCGCAUUCUUAUCAACUGAGCACUCUGAGGCCUUUCUCUAUCACCGCCAAAAUUGCCCAACCCAAACGACUCUCCAAAGCUCUUCCUUGCCAUUUUGCUUUAGGUAGAAACCGAAAUCUCCAAGGUCUCGCAGUUGCUAUUCUGAAGCUCUGGGAGAAAAGCUUAGUUGUGAAGAUUGCUGUUAAGCGUGGUAUCCUGAAUACAAACAAUGAACUAAUGGCUGAGGAGCUCAAGAAAUUAAUGGGAGGUACCUUGUUGAUAAGAAAUAAAUAUUUCAUUGUAAUGUAUAGCGGGAAGGACUUUGUCCCGACUAGUGUCGCUACUGUUUUAGUUGAAAGACAAGAAAUGACAAAACAAGUAGUAGAUGAUAAGGAGAAGGCACGGUGCAGAGCCAUUGAUGUAACUCAAUCGGGGGCAGAUGAAGCAACGACACAAGUAGGAUCGUUGGCUGAGUUCUAUGAGGCUCAGACAUGCUGGGGAAGGGAUAUAUCUGCCAAAGAAUGCGAGAAGACGAUCAAAGAGUCUGCAAAAGCCAAGAACAUUAGGCUUUUCAGAAAAGUUGAACGCCCAGACCAAAAGGCUUAGAGCAGAAAAUCUUUUAGCCAAAAUAGAAGUUUCCUUGGUUCCAGCUGAUCCUGAUUGUGAUCAGGAAACAAUAUCAGAAGAAGAACGUGCUAUGUUCCGCAGGGUUGGUCGAAUUAUGAAGCCAUACUUGCCACUUGGUAUAGGUGGAGUUUUUGAUGGUGUCAUUGAGAAUAUGCAUUUGAAUUGGAGACAUCGUGAGCUUGUUAAAUGAAAGUGGUGGAAUACUAGUGUCGAUAGAUAGACUUCCAAAAGGAUGUUGUCUUAUUUACCACCGUGGGAAGAAUUAUAGGUGCCCCGUUACCAUAAAGCCAAGAAACCUUCUAACAAAGGCAGAGGCAUUAAAGCGUUCAAUUGCCAUGCAGCGCCACGAGGUUCCAAAUUUUUAUGUCAAUGGCAAAUCUGUAGAUUUUCUUCUAUAUCUUUCAUGUCUCAAUCGAUCUGGACGACAUGCCGUUGUAUGCAGCGAGGUAGUGCUAGGUAUCAAGUCUGCGUAUAUGCGGAAUAAAAUUGCUGCGUUCCGCUUUAUUCAAUUUUAGAGGGAGACAUGACAUGCCUACGGAAUCCCUCACCAAUCAAAAUCUAUCACUGCGAUCUCUCUGUAAAUAUCCAAUUUAAUGAGAGGCAAUGCAAUUGUGGCUCCC